AUGGUGAUUCUGAACCGCGAGCCGAACAACCCGUAUGAUGGCAACGCGAUCCAGGUGCAGAACGUGCGGCGCGAGCAGAUCGGGCAUAUCCCCCGACAGGUGGCGGCGAAGCUGGCCAAGUAUAUGGAUAGUCGAGAUCUGGUUGUCGAAGGGUUCAUUGCUGGCGAGAAGGAGUACUACGAUUGUCCGAUCUCGCUCAAGCUGUAUGGGACGAGUGAGCUGGUGGGGCGCAUGGAGCUUGCGAACAAAAUGAAGAGCGAUAAGCUGCCCCUGGAAGAGCUGAAGGCGAGAGAGAAGGCGGAGAAGGCGAGGAUAAAGGAAGCUGCGCUCGCGGCGAAGAGAGCCAAAAAGGGCGUUGCUAGUGUUGGGGCUGGCCAGAGGCCUGUGGCUGAGAAUGAGAAUCCCCAAUGGGCUGCUGGGUUAUCUCAGGGAGAUGGCAUGGGUCCGACUAUGGACGAUCUCAUUUCCGGCAGCGAACGCUUCAACCCUAGGAAUGUGGAGCAGAUGGUCGAACAGUUCGGAACUAAGGAAGAGGAUUUGGCCAACAUGCCGAUGGCCGAACAGCCGGAAGCUCUGGCUGCAAAGUUACUACCAUUCCAGCUACAAGGUUUAAAAUGGAUGCUUGUUCAAGAAAGUCCUCGACUGCCUCCCGUAGGCUCGAAAGAAGCGGUGCAGCUCUGGACACGUUCUGUCAAGGAGGUCAACACCUUCAUUAACCUUGCAACGAGCUUCACGCAGAAGAAUGAACCUGAGCUUGCGAGUGGUGGUAUACUUGCCGAUGACAUGGGGCUGGGAAAGACGGUGCAGGUCAUAUCACUUAUGAUGGCCGACAGAGCUCUCAAGAAGGAACGCAGUCCCGGUGUAAGCGGUGCUACUCUGAUUCUGGCGCCCUUGAGCGUCAUGAGCAACUGGAGCAGUCAGAUCAAGCGCCAUAUUCAAGAGAACUCCGCACUACGCGUCAUGAUCUAUCACGGGACGCGGAAACAACCGGUUAAUCCUCAGGAGAUCGACAAGUACGAUGUUGUGAUCGCGACUUACGAGACGGUUUCGUCAGAGUACUGGUCGAAGAAUCCAGACGGUAAGAAAGAGGUGAAUCAUGGACUGUUCUCAGUCAAGUGGCGCCGGGUAGUCUUAGACAAAGGCCAUAACAUUCGAAACCCGACUGCGAAGAGAUCAGUCGCAGCGAUGCAUCUUGAAGCUCAAUCCCGAUGGGCUCUCACCGGCACACCUAUCGUCAACACGCUGAAAGAUCUGUACUCACUUGUCAAGUUCCUCCGUCUCACCGGCGGCAUCGAGCGCUUCGAAGUCUUCCACGGUGCCAUCACUCGCCCAGUCAAUCAAGGCGAUGAGCGCGGUAACUGGCUCCUGCAGCUCCUGAUGAGAAGCAUCUGCCUCCGCCGCAAGAAGGAAAUGUCCUUCAUCGACCUGCGCCUUCCCGAACUCUCCGAAUACGUCCACCGCAUCAACUUCCUUCCCCAUGAGAAAGAGAAGUACGACGCCCUCGAAGCAGAAGCGAAAGGCACGCUCGAUACCUACCGCGCCGAGCAAGGCUCCUCAGGCGCCAACGCCGCGAAAGCUUACCGCCACCUCCUCGAGAUCCUCUUGCGGCUGCGACAAAUGUGCAACCACUGGAAACUCUGCGGAGAGGAGCGUUUCACGGCCCUGACAGCCCUACUCGAGAAACAAAAGACCGUAGAUCUUACUCCUGAGAACAAGGCCUCGCUACAGCAGCUGCUCCAGCUCAGCAUCGAGUCCCAAGACGACUGCCCCGUAUGCCUAGAUAACCUAAAAGAUCCCGUAAUCACAUGCUGCGCGCACGUCUUCUGCCACGCCUGCAUCGAGCAGGUCAUAGAACACCAGCAUAAGUGCCCGCUCUGCAGAGCCGAAAUCGAGAGCACCGCUGCGCUCGUGCGGCCCGCGAAGGAGAUUCCCGACAGCGCCGCCAGCGCUCCCGUGGACGCCAAAGACGGCGACGGAGACGGAGACGAAGGCACCAGCAGCAAGAUCCACGCCCUCCUCUCCAUCCUGCGCGCGUCGCGGAAACAGAACAAAGGUAACAAGACUGUAGUGUUCAGCCAGUGGACCUCGUUCCUGGAUAUCAUUCAGCAGCACUUGGAUGACGAGGGGGUCGGCUACACGCGCAUCGAUGGCACCAUGCCGGCGGCGCGGAGGGACGAGGCUAUGGAGCGGCUGGAGCAAGACCCGGGGUGUGAGAUUUUGCUUGCGAGUUUGGGAGUUUGUAGUGUGGCGCUUAAUCUUGUGGCGGCGAAUCAGGUCGUAUUGAUGGAUAGUUGGUGGGCCCCGGCAAUCGAAGACCAAGCUAUCGACCGCGUCCACCGCCUCGGUCAAACAAAACCGACGACGGUCUUUCGCCUCGUCAUGGAAGGCAGCAUCGAGGAGACAGUCCUGCGCAUCCAGCAGGACAAGCGCAAGCUCAUGAUGUUGGCGUUUGCGGAGAAGGAUGGCGCCGCUGAAGGGGGCGCCGCUGGGAGAAGGGGCCGUGGAAACGCGAGGGGCGCGCGGUUGGCCGAUAUUGAGAGGUUGUUGGGAGGUGCGGGGAGUGAGGGUGAGCGAUGA
Coniosporium apollinis CBS 100218 is the source of this 2577-nucleotide messenger RNA. RefSeq lists its product as uncharacterized. The transcript is spliced from 2 exons. Gene Ontology annotation, molecular function: zinc ion binding; hydrolase activity, acting on acid anhydrides, in phosphorus-containing anhydrides; ATP binding. Bases 1 to 2577 code for a protein of 858 amino acids. Lineage: Eukaryota; Fungi; Ascomycota; Dothideomycetes. The record is from RefSeq and is a predicted model, not a curated record.